GGUGCCUCCGCCAACAUGGCUGCGCCCGCAGCAGGCUGCGCUCGCCUGCCCCGCUGCUUUCUCCUCCUGCUGACGGGGCUGGCGGCGGCCGCGGCUCCCGACGGGGACUGUGGCUGCAGCGCCAGCCGGGCCGGCGGGGACGGGCGGCACGCGGCGGCGCGGCGGUACUCGGCGGCGGCGGGCGGCGGGCAGAGCGCCGGGCACAGGCCGAUGGUCGCUAUUCCAGGAGGAGUGUUCACAAUGGGCACUGAUGAGCCUGAAAUACAGCAAGACGGAGAAUGGCCUGCUAGAAGAGUCCACGUCAACAGUUUCUACAUGGAUCAGUAUGAGGUCAGCAAUGAGGAGUUUGAGAGAUUUGUGAAUUCUACUGGAUACAUUACUGAGGCAGAGAAAUUUGGUGAUUCCUUUGUGUUUGAGGGAAUGCUGAGUGAAGAAGUGAAGGCUGACAUCCACCAGGCAGUCGCAGCUGCUCCCUGGUGGUUGCCUGUGAAGGGAGCCAACUGGAAGCACCCUGAGGGUCCUGACUCUAAUAUCUCCAACAGAAUGGAUCAUCCAGUUCUUCAUGUUUCCUGGAAUGACGCUGUGGCAUUCUGCACAUGGGCAGGGAAACGAUUACCAACGGAGGCUGAAUGGGAAUACAGCUGCCGAGGGGGCCUUGAGAAUAGACUUUUCCCAUGGGGCAACAAGCUUCAGCCAAAAGGUCAACAUUAUGCCAAUAUCUGGCAGGGAGUGUUCCCAACCACCAACACUGCAGAAGACGGAUACAAAGGAACUGCACCUGUCACUGCAUUUCCUCCCAAUGGGUAUGGCUUGUACAACAUGGUAGGAAAUGCCUGGGAAUGGACGUCUGACUGGUGGACUGUUCAUCAUUCACCAGAUGAAGUUCACAACCCUAAGGGGCCCGCAUCGGGGACGGACCGAGUGAAGAAGGGUGGAUCCUACAUGUGCCAUAAGUCUCACUGCUACAGGUACCGCUGCGCAGCCCGCAGUCAAAACACUCCCGACAGCUCUGCCUCGAACCUGGGCUUCCGCUGCGCAGCAGACGCCGCGCCGGAGCUGCCGUCACGCCGGGACGUCAAGGGCUGAAUUUCACCCAAGGAGGAGAAGAGAUGCGUGGAGUGUCACUUGCUGGUGACACAGAAGAGAAAAAUGUAGUGCUUUGAAGUUCCUGUUCAGGGAAGAAAAUCCAACACUACUCAACGUUGCUUGAAGAACUUUCCUGUAUUUAUCUUCAGGGAACCUGGCCUGGACUUUUCUCCUGACCAAACCUUUUAUCGGUGAACUCUAUUUGGUUUUUAGCAAGAGUUCUCUGGGGUUAAAUAGCACAAAACUGAGCAGAAACAUGCCGAUUGUGUUUUAAAAGGUUAAUUAAUAGCUCCUUUAGAAAAUAUCUUUAUUAAAUAGUUUUAUUUAUGUAUAGUUUGAAUUUCUAAGCUCAAGUCCAAUAAACGAGGACUUUAUAAACUUCUAGACAGCUUUAAAAGAAAACUGAAGGGGUUAAGAAGAGGUGAGGAUGGGAAGACAGAGCGCUAUCGCCAGGGGCAGUUAGUGCAGCCCUUGCAUUACGUUCCUGUUGUAGUGAAAAUCAGGUCCUGAAAUGUGCUUUUUCUGGUGAGAUACUUGCACCUCUUUAGAAAGUGCCUUCUGCAGCUGAGGGGUGAUAAUCCUCAGGGUCAUGACGUGAUCAGAAAUUAUGUACAUAUUUGAAUAGAAUUCCAGGCAUUUAUUUAUGCUAAAGACUUUUAUUGAUGGAAAAACACUGGCAAUUUCUUUUUGAAUUUCUCUUGGACAUGGUGCAGGCUUAUUUUGGGGACUUGCAAACUGCAAAAAUGGUAUCAUUAGAAACUGAAGCUAACACAAAAUUUCACUCGAAUAAAAGAUCAUUAAAAUGAAAAGGUGGGAGAUGUAACUGUGAGACCUAAGGCCUAAUAAGGUAAAUUUUGAAACUGUUCUGUUUAAAAAAAAACAAACAAAACCAAAAAAAAAAAACCCCAACACACUAAAAAACCAAAGGACUUAAAAGGAGAGGCAUUCUAGCAAGGAGGAAGGGAAAUGGGAAUAAUGAAAGCAGGGGAUAAAGGUAAUUCUAGCAAGCAGAAAAAAAACAAUUCCAGAAUGACACCACUAUGACUUGGCACUCACACGAGCAUGAUGAAAGCUGUGGUAAAUAUUUUGCGUAGUAAAGUCUGCCUUACCAGCAUUAAAUGUUUAAUUAAAAUCUAUGCAUUAAAAACAUCUAUUUUACUGGAAGUAAUAAGGAAAGAGUCUGUUUCUAUCUUUCUAAAAGUCAUGUCUCUGCCACAAGAAGGAAUACACUUUAUAAAAGAUUUUGCCUAGAGUUGGUUUUAUUUUUUAUUCUGGAAAAAAAUACAAUUCCGUGUAUUGGAAAAUUCUUACAACUUUUAUUUAAAUAAAAGGCUUUGUGAUGCCGCA
Molecule: messenger RNA, 2433 nt
Organism: Chroicocephalus ridibundus (black-headed gull)
Lineage: Eukaryota; Metazoa; Chordata; Aves; Charadriiformes; Laridae
Gene: SUMF1
Product: sulfatase modifying factor 1
Exons: 9
Coding region: 16-1086 (356 amino acids)
Cellular component (GO): endoplasmic reticulum
Source: RefSeq, a predicted model, not a curated record